AUGACUUCAAGUUCAGCAGCUGUCUCCCAAACUGAGCAGGCCAUAGAUCUUUCAUACCAUGGAGAUGAUGACGAUGUUGUUUCGUCAAAAUCGCAAAGUGGAAAUAAUGCGAUUGUUGUCGAUGAUGCAGAAACUGAAAGGCAUCCCAGAAAAGCUACAGCACCCCCACCUUCAGAUGUUAUGGAUGAAGACGAUGAUGGCCAAGUUGGUCCUUCUCCAAUAGAGUCGCUAAUUGGCAAUGGCAUUACUAACAAUGAUAUCAAAAAGCUUCAAGAGGCUGGCUUUUACACAGUUGAAUCUAUUGCAUAUACUCCGAAGAGAAAGCUGAUUACGGUUAAAGGUAUUUCUGAACAAAAAGCUGAUAAACUGCUUACAGAAGCCAGUAAGAUUGUUCCCCUUGGCUUUACUACGGCGACUGAAUUUCACCAGAGGCGUGCAGAGUUGAUAACCUUAACUACCGGCUCCAAGCAGUUGGAUACUUUAUUGGGAGGUGGAAUCGAAACUGGUGCAAUAACGGAGGUGUUUGGAGAAUUCCGAACGGGAAAAUCACAGCUUUGUCAUACGCUAGCAAUUACAGCACAGUUACCUGUUGAUAUGGGAGGAGGGGAGGGCAAGUGUCUUUACAUUGAUACAGAGGGAACAUUCCGUCCAGUUCGACUGGUUUCUAUCGCUCGAAGAUUUAGUUUGGAUGAAAACGAGGCUUUGGAUAAUGUUGCUUAUGCCAGAGCAUAUAAUGCUGAUCACCAGAUGCAGCUUCUUAAGCAGGCAGCACAAAUGAUGUCCCAGUCACGGUUUUCUUUGCUCAUAGUUGAUUCUGUCAUGGCUCUAUAUAGAACUGAUUAUAGUGGACGGGCAGAAUUAAGUGCAAGACAAAUGCAUGUUGCUAAAUUUAUGAGGGCUUUACAAAGACUGGCUGAUGAAUUUGGUAUAGCCGUUCUAAUAACUAACCAAGUUGUGGCCCAGGUUGAUAGUAGUGCUAUAUUUAAUCCAGACCCAAAGAAGCCCAUUGGUGGAAACAUUAUUGCUCACUCAUCGACAACUAGACUUUACUUUAAAAAGGGCAAAGGUCGCAACAGAAUUUGCAAGAUAUAUGACAGUCCUUGCUUGGCGGAAACUGAGACCGUCUUUGCCAUAGGAGAGGGAGGUAUAAUGGAUCCAAAUGAUGGCACUGAAGACAGUGAUGAGGAAUGA
This is a messenger RNA of Brettanomyces bruxellensis, 1191 nucleotides long. RefSeq names its product RecA recombinase Rhp51 (gene RHP51). The transcript has a single exon. Gene Ontology annotation, biological process: reciprocal meiotic recombination; chromosome organization involved in meiotic cell cycle; mitotic recombination. Gene Ontology annotation, molecular function: ATP hydrolysis activity; double-stranded DNA binding; ATP-dependent DNA damage sensor activity. The record is from RefSeq and is a predicted model, not a curated record. Gene Ontology annotation, cellular component: condensed nuclear chromosome. NCBI's taxonomy places the organism in Eukaryota, Fungi, Ascomycota, Pichiomycetes, Pichiales, Pichiaceae. The coding region runs from base 1 to 1191 and encodes 396 amino acids.